Prorocentrum cordatum is the source of this 1022-nucleotide messenger RNA. The record is from the annotation of a GenBank genome assembly. NCBI's taxonomy places the organism in Eukaryota, Dinophyceae, Prorocentrales, Prorocentraceae.
CGAGAAGGUCGGGGUAUUCACCUUCCCCCCCCUUCGCUCGCCGCCGAUCUAAGGCUCUCGGGGACGCGCGAAGUCGGGCGACCCAGGCGCGGACCGCUGGCGCCCCGCUCCGCCCGCCCCCCCCGCUAUACUGAAGCGAUGCGGCUGCUCCCCGCCGCCCUCGCCUGGGCGGCGCUGGCCGGCGGCGCCGGCGCGGCACGGGUCCUCGGGCACCACCCGAUGGACAACCACAGGUGCAAGGUCACGUGCCAGCGCUUCGGCAUGAAGGCCCUGGGCCCCGCCUUCGUGAAGAUCAGGCACCCGAACGAGUGCGUCAAGAAGUGCGACGACGUCUACCCCAGCAGCUCGCUCGUGCAGCUCGGGGCCGCCCCUCCGGCAUCCAUGCCAGCCGCGGCCGCCCCGCCGGCGCAGCCCAAGGGCGGCGCCCCUGCGGGCGCCGCGCCCGUGAGGCGCUGACGGCAGGGCUCCGAAUGACUCUAGGCGCCGCGCGCGGGCCGCGGGCGCGCCGCGGGCCAAACCCGCGGCGCGUGGCUUGCGCAAGGCCGGGCCGUUCUGAGCGGGCGCGACGAGUCGCCGGGGCCGUGGUGACGCUGGCGUGCGGCCGGGGCGGCUGCCGCCUCUCCUCGCGAGAGGGGCGGUGCCGAUCGGCGGCCAGCUGAGGGGCCCGCUGCGACGAGCGCCGCGAGCGGCCUUGCCACCGAAUUCUCCCCCGCCGUCCUCCGAGACCUCCUCCGCCCUCCCCGCUCUCCGAAAAAGGACACGCGAGCGCUUUGCCGCGCCCGCGCCGCGACGCGCCAGAGAGGGAGCACGGCGGGGCGGCCGUGGCCGUGGGGCGCCCGCCGGCCCCGCUCGCGGGGUGGAGGAGGAUGUGUGUCUGCGUGCUGGGCAUGGCGGGGCCGAGGUAUAAAGGUCAAGGCCGGUUCGAAGGCCGGUUCGAAGGGCCGGUUCGAAGGCCGGCUCGAAGGGCGGCGCUUUGGCGACACGGCAUCGUGCCAGUUGCCGUCGGCAUCAUGCCCUGCGGC